AACAUACAACUAUAAGAGAGAUGGGAAAACCACUUUGCAUUGGUUAUAUUGUACUGUAUUAGAACUAGGCAACUAGCUAGUUAAUUAGCUAACUAAGCUUGAUGAAUUAUGAUAGAAAAUUAAACGUCUUUAGAAUUGUUUUGUUGCACAUAGUAUCCACCAGAUGGCAACACGUGCAUGGUUAACUGAUGAGUUGAGUUAUGUCAUUUCCUACUGUAGGGUUGUAGUUCCGACUCGCUGUCAAUCAAACUUUGUGUCAAUCGAUUGUUUUCUGGUACUCUGUCUUUGAAAGCAACUUAAUCAGAACCACACGUCUGACUUUUGAUGGAAACUUUGCGGGCUUGGACAUCAAACCCGGAAGAGAACUAAUAAGUGAGACUAGCUGCGUUUACACAGACAGGUUAGUAGCUAACGCUUAAGCUACCUAGCUAAGUUAGCUAACAGUUGUUUGAGCCAGCCAGCAGUAGGCAUUUUUCCCUUGCCGAAAUAAGGAAAUAGCCCAAUUUCACAACCUUUUGAGAAAGUGUGGAGCUGAAAUCGUAGCUAAAACUAAUCAUUGACUCUUAGGCAACUAACGUUAGCUAGCUAGAUAUUGAUAUAUCUGUCAUCAUUCCUGCCUGUCUGUCACUCGUCAGAGAAUCACCAGUGUGAUUGCAUUUUUGGGAGUUGUCCCCCAGAUAGAUUCGUUCAUUGACUCUUUAUGUUAUGCUUUUAAUUGACAUUCUGACUAAAUACAAUGGGCAAUUGUUGUGACUGCCUAGUAUAAAAUAACAUUUCUACGUAGUUGAGUGGCCUAGAAAUCUCGACCCCCUUCUUGAUCCUUUGUAUACAGUAAGGGCUACAUACAGUAAAUGCGUAUCUGGUGAAAUCACCAAAUGACAUCAAGAAGUUGUCGCUAAUUGUGAAAGUUGCAAAGAAAAAGUAUUGUAAACGUGCAUAACAGCCCCAUCCAGUGGUUAAGAUUAAAAGCCAGAGCACAGCUUUUUCAGAUAAAAAAAUAAAUAAUCUAUCCAUAUCGAAGUGCAACCAUGGAAGCACACAGUUGUUACCGACUGCCUGGGAAAACAUCAAGAAAGAGGAGAAGGGAUGAAAUCAACGGAGAGAUGGAGGGAGAGCAGGCCGUCAAGGUCCGACGAUCCACAGUGGGUCUGACAGAUCCAGCCCCAUUUGCUGACCAGCUAGAACCAGUUACCGCUCCGUACGUGCGUGUCAGUAUGGAGGAGGCAUGCCAGGGCACCCCACUAUGCAGUGACGACCUGACACACAACUUAAAAGGCUUCACCGUAAUGAACGAGGACGAACGCUACGACACCGUCAGCCAUUGUCGCUACGUUGACGAGAUCGUACGGAACGCACCAUGGACGCUCACGCCGGAGUUCCUGGCUGACCACAGGAUUGACUUUGUCGCCCAUGACGAUUACCCAUAUUCUUCGGCAGGAAGUGACGAUGUUUAUAAGCACAUCAAAGCGGCAGGCAUGUUCGCACCCACACAGCGGACAGAAGGCAUCUCCACUUCUGACAUCAUCACCCGUAUUGUCCGCGACUACGACGUGUACGCACGCAGAAACCUGCAGAGAGGCUACACUGCCAAAGAGCUUAAUGUCAGCUUCAUCAAUGAGAAGAAGUACCACCUGCAGGAGCGUGUGGACAAAGUGAAGAAGAGGGUGAAGGAUGUGGAGGAGCGAUCCAAGGAGUUUGUGCAGAAGGUGGAAACAAAGAGCAUCGACCUGAUCCAGAAGUGGGAAGAGAAGUCCCGAGAGUUCAUCGCCAACUUCCUUCAAAUGUUUGGCCCAGAGGGAGCACUGAAGCACAUGCUAAAGGAGGGGAAGGGGCGGAUGCUGCAAGCCAUAAGCCCCAGGCAGAGCCCCAACGGCAGUCCGACCAGAGAGCGCUCGCCCUCUCCGCUGCCCUCCUUCCGUCUGCCCUUCUUCACCAAGACCUCCCCUCCCUCCUCGCCCCACCACCUCAGCGGAGCAGACAGCAUAUGCGAGGAUGACGAUUAGGAGCCUCCCUCCAUUCCUUUCUCUCCCUGUGGCUGAGAUGGUGCAGGUCAGGGUUUAGGGUAAAUACCAUUUCAGUUCAGUCAAUUUGAUUGAAUUGAAAUGGAAUUGACCCCAGCCCAAGUGGCUCACGAGGAAUUGAUUAUUCACAUGCGCUUGAAUUAGGAUGCCGUGUUGCGGUUUUUUCCUAUCCCGCUCACAUUACUGGUUCUCUUUACCAGGCCUCCAGUGUCAGUCAGGCCUUUGUCAUGUUUAGGUGUUGGAAGGAAACCACGACACAAUAGCGUAGGAAGUUUCAUCAUAACUCUCUGUAAAACGGCUGUUCUUUGGGGCCAUAGUGUUGUUGUUAUACACAAAAUAGAUUUUCAAAUGUUUCAUUUUAUGAUGUAUAAAAAUGAAUGAAUGAACAUGGGAAGGUGUCAGCCAAUACGGGCGUGAGUGAUGGGACACUCAUUCGCUCAUAAAUGUUCUUCCGACACACACUGAAUUGUAUUUGCCAUGCUAAAUCCGUAGUAGCUCCAGAGAAAAUUGAACAAGUGAUAACCGGUACUUUCUGUAAAUAAUAACUUUCUACUUUCCCCAUUUUGAUUUCAUUCUGAAUUUUCUUUAUGGGAGUUACAUGAAGUGAUCGCUUAAGUCGUCUGGAUUUUUAAACUAUUGAAUCUAGUAGGGGUUAACCAUCGUACUGGAGUGUAUUUUCCCAGUCUAAAACUAGCCGGCACCUUAUACCAGCUGUCUGCCUCUUUAUCCCAUAACAAAAGCUGGUUUCAAACAUGGGGGGGUGGGGGGGGGCAUGGGAGGGGCGGAGGGUUUCCUCCAAUAUGAAGCAGUAGAAUGCCAUCCCUCCUCCCCCUCCCUUGGGUGAUCACGCUACAGGAGCAACACAGCAGCCUGUUGUUAUCAAUGAAAGACAUAGUGAGCCUCCCUCGCCUCGUAGAUGCAUUCUCUUCAACUGCCUCCACAGAAAAAGACAACUUGGGUAGAAUGAAAGCCUUGUGCAGAAUUCCGAAUACCCCCAUAGCACCCUAGCACCCCUUAGGCCCUAGGCACUCCUGUAGAUCUGAAAGGAUGAGAUAGCUUUUGCGUUCUGGCUGCGUGUUGGAUUCACCUAUUCAGUCCUUUUUAGGCCUAGGAUACACUGAGGUUGUACAACUGAUGUACAAUGCAUUGGACUCAACAGUUAUGAUGCAAUGGAUUUUUUUUUGUAAACUGAAACGUUUUAAAUAUUGUUGUUUCGGCGUCUCCAGAGCGGUUGGGUAAAUAUUUUUGUGCAGACAAAUGCAUUACAAAUACCUGUUGUAUCAAAUGCGUUGUACAACCUGAGUGUGAACUAGGCCAGUAGACCUAAAGGUGUGCCUAAGGCUGUACCACUUGCUCAGGAGUGAAGUUCCACUAGGGACUGAUCUAGGAUCAGCUUCCUGACCCAAUACACCUCCCAUUAGUGGAGAAAAGGCUAAACUGACCCAAGAUCAGGGGAAACUUGACCAUACUCCAUUCCCGCUUAAUAACCUCCCUACUCUGUAACUGUAAUUGGAUUGAUCGAGGACUUUUGACUACAUUGGUCACCUGAUUAGUCACCAAGUUGAGUUGUUUUAUCCUCGUAUUUUGUCAUUUAUUUUUAUUUAAUAUGAACUAAGUGUGUUGGUUUGUGUUAAAGGAGAUCUACUGUACGUACUUUCAUCUUGUAUAGAUGUCAUUUUUGUAUACCUCCUGGAAAAACCUGCUGAUUUUUCUUAUUUUGUUGUUGUAGAAAAUAGUCAUUCCACUAAUCAGUAAUUCCAAAUGCAUUGUGCAUCCCCACAACUUUAUGCCAAUAGAUUCCAAUAUUUGGGGGGGGGUGACUUAUUUAACAUUUUUCCAGAGUGCUGAUGCUAUGUGUAAUCAGAGCUGCGUUGUGGCAUUCCUCCCAGACAUGAUUUUUUUCAACAGAAUUCAUGUUUAAGCUUAGCCAGAGCCUGUGGUUAUUCAAAUCGAUAUAUUGUGAAUAGUAUUCUCUGAAGCAAGCAACUUUCAGCACUUAUACAAUAGUAUGUGAAAUAUUAUUCUGCGUUUACACAGGCAGCCCAAUUCUGAUAAUUUUUUCACUAAUUGUUCUUUUGACCAAUCAGAUCAUCUCUGAAAAAGAUCUGAUGUGGAAGAAAGAUCAGAAUUGGUCUGCCUGUGUUGUGUUCAAUUGAAAUACUGUAGAAUUCCAGUCAUUCCUAUGGAGGACUGCUCCUACUGGGCAGUGCCAAUAUUGCCGACCGAUGUCUUCAAAGCUUCUCAAUGGCCAAUACAUGGCAUCCGCAAUCCAGGCUUUGUGCAGUGCAUUUGGAAAGUAUUCAGACUACUUGACUCUUUCCACAUUUUGUUACGUUACAGCCUUAUUCUAAAAUGAAUCAAAUAGUUUUUUCCCCUCAUCAAUCUCCACACAAUACCCCAUAAUGACAUUUUUGCAUGUUUAUAAAAAAAAUAAAGAUGAAAUAUCACAUUUACAUAAGUAUUCAGACCCUUUACUCAGUGCUUUGUUGAAGCACCUUUGGCAGCGAUUACAGCCUUGAGACUUCUUGGGUAUGACGCUACAAGCUUGGCACGCCUGUAUUUGGGGAGUUUCUCCCAUUUUUUUCUCUGCAGAUCCUCUUAAGCUCUGCCAGGUUGGAUGGGGAGCGUUGCUGCACAGCUAUUUUCAGGUCUCUCCAGAGAUGUUUGAUGGGGUUCAAGUCUGGGCUCUGGCUUCUGGCUGGGCCACUCAAGGACAUUCAGAGACUUGUCCCAAAGCCACUCCUGCGUUGUCUUAGCUGUGUGCUUAGGGUCGUUGUCCUGUUGGGAGGUUGAACCUUCGCCCCAGUCUGAGGUCCUGAGCGCUCUGGAGCAGGUUUUCUUCAAGGAUCUCUCUGUACUUUGCUCCGUUCAUCUUUCCCUCGAUCCUGACUACUGUAGUUUCCUUGUCCCUGCCACUGAAAAACAUCCCCACAGCAUGAUGCUGCCACCACCAUGCUUCACCGUAGGGAAGGUGCCAGGUUUCCUCCAGACAUGACGCUUGGCAUUCAGGCCAAAGAGUUCAAUCUUGGUUUCAUCUGACCAGUGUCCUUUAGGCUGUCGUGCCUUUUACUGAGGAGUGGCUUCCGUCUUGCCACUCUACCAUUAAGGCCUGAUUGGUGGAGUGCUGCAGAGAUGGUCGUCCUUCUUGAAGGUUCUCCCAUCUUCACAGAGGAACUCUGGAGCUCUGUCAGGGUGACCAUCGGGUUCUUGUUCACCUCCCAGACAAAGGCCCUUCUCCCCCCGAUUUCUCAGUUUGGCCGGGCGUCCAGCUCUAGGAACAGUGGUUUCAAACUUCUUCCAUUUAAGAAUGAUGGAGGCCACUGUUCUUGGGGACUUUUAAUGCUGCAGACAUUUUUUUGGUACCCGUCCCCAGAUCUGUGCCUCGACACAAUCUUGUCUCGGAGCUCUACGGACAAUUCUUUUGACCUCAUGGCUUGGUUUUUGCUCUGACAACUGUGGGACCUUUAUAUAGACAGGUGUGUGUCUUUCCAAAUCAUAUCCAAUCAAUUGAUAAUUACUUGCUUCGUCCUUAUGGGAUAUUAUGAGUUAAAACAAUUGAAUCCAUUUUAGAAUAAGGCUGUAACGUAACAAAGUGGGAAAAAGUCAAGGGGUCUGAAUAUUUUCAGAAUGCGUUUGUGUGUGUGUGGAAAAGCAGCUUGUGACUGCUUACAGUGUGUUUUUGCUGGUCACCUUUGCUGGUCACCAACAUGUAUGCAUUCCAGUGGCAGGCUUAUGAGAAUGAGGGCCAACACAGCAUCCUCCUGUUUUUAAAUGUCCUCAUUGUUUAAUCGGCAAAGGGAAUGUCUGUCUUGUCAUAUAUGAACUGUCAACCCGUUGACUACUAUCAGUUAUAACAGGACUAAAAUAAAUAUGUACAAAGAAAAAUACUCCAUUUUGAAGUAAAAUCACUUACAAAUACA
Messenger RNA from Salvelinus fontinalis (brook trout), 5941 nucleotides. RefSeq names its product choline-phosphate cytidylyltransferase A-like. The transcript is spliced from 7 exons. Gene Ontology annotation, cellular component: endoplasmic reticulum. Bases 1029 to 2003 code for a protein of 324 amino acids. NCBI's taxonomy places the organism in Eukaryota, Metazoa, Chordata, Actinopteri, Salmoniformes, Salmonidae. The record is from RefSeq and is a predicted model, not a curated record. Gene Ontology annotation, molecular function: choline-phosphate cytidylyltransferase activity; phosphatidylcholine binding. Gene Ontology annotation, biological process: CDP-choline pathway.